Molecule: messenger RNA, 2882 nt
Organism: Melozone crissalis (California towhee)
Lineage: Eukaryota; Metazoa; Chordata; Aves; Passeriformes; Passerellidae
Gene: NOX1
Product: NADPH oxidase 1
Exons: 12
Coding region: 800-2551 (583 amino acids)
Biological process (GO): superoxide anion generation; defense response
Cellular component (GO): NADPH oxidase complex; plasma membrane
Molecular function (GO): superoxide-generating NAD(P)H oxidase activity
Source: RefSeq, a predicted model, not a curated record
GCAGAGACGAGCAUCCCCUGUGCUCCCCGACCCACACACCCCGGCAGCCGGGGGAGGGAUGGGCUCUGGAAACCUGGAGUCUUGGGGAAACACAGCUCACGGGAAAGGGGGUCCUGGAAAACUUAAAAACGCUGCUGCUUUGCCUGGCCACUUUGGCUGGGGGCCUGCCACGUGCGUCUGCUCCGCUUGUGAGAGGAGGAGGAUCCUGUGAGAGCUCGUGGCAGGGUGAGGAGCUGGCACCAUAGGGACCAUCUGCCGUGCUGCAGCAUCUCUGCUGUAACAGAGCUUGCCUGGCCAGCCCCCCUCAGCUGCUCAGAGCUGUGUGAGGAGCUGUGAAGGCAUGGGAACAUGGGGUUUACUGACAGUUGGGCUAUUUUAAUGUUUUGAGUUACUUAAAAAAGAAAAAGAAAACAGCCAAAAAACAAAUACACGGCAGGGUGUAAUUUUUUGGGUGGUUUUUUUUGGGACCUCUGCAAAAAUUCAGUGGCUGUGAGAGGCGGCAGUGUGGGAUGCAGUGGGGUUAGGCAGGGGACAGCAGCACUGUGGGCCAGGUGAGCCAGCUCCCUGUGAAACUUCUUCUCCCAGAAUCUUCCCCACACAGUCCCGGCCACCCUCUGGAUCUGCCUUCCCUCCCGUUACACGGCUGUUGGCUGCUCUGCCUUUCCUCCUUCCUCAUGCUCGGUGAUGCACAGGGCAGUGUGUGACAAGACAGCAAUUCUGCGAGGCUUCCACACCUCUCCCCACCUUUGCCCCUGUGUCCCAGCGCUGUGCGUGACAGGGCAGCUCACAAGGAAACAGGAUGGAUACUGUCUGCUGUCUGUCCCGACACCCUCUGGCUGCACCCGGCCCCGAGUGCUGCAGUGGGAGGCUCCCGGGACAGGGUUCCUCACGAGGCUGUGCCUUUCCCCCGCAGGCAGCCUGGCUGGGCAUCAACAUCUUCCUCUUCACCUACUACUUUCUGUUCUUUGACCGGGACGAGCGGUAUUUCUACACCAGGGCCAUCCUGGGGUCCGCCUUGGCGUGGGCUCGAGCAUCAGCCAAGUGCCUCAACUUCAACAGCAUGCUGAUCCUGCUGCCCGUCUGCCGCAACCUGCUCUCCUUCCUCCGUGGGACCUGCUCGUGCUGCAGGCGGACCUUGCGGAAGCAGCUGGACCACAACCUCACCUUCCACAAGCUGGUGGCCUACGCGCUGGCCCUGCUCACAGCUGUGCACACCAUCGCCCACCUCUUCAACCUGGAGCGCUACAACCAGAGCCAGCAAGCCACCGAGGGCAGCCUCCCCGCCGUGCUGUCCAAGAUGCACCUGCAGGGCAGCGAGUGGCUGAACCCCAUCCACUCCAACCACACGACCGUCGAGUACGUGGCUUUCACCACCAUCCCGGGGCUCACGGGGGUGAUCAUCACGCUGGCACUCAUCCUCAUGAUCACGUCCUCCACCGAGUUCAUCCGCAGGAACUACUUUGAGCUCUUCUGGUACACACACCACCUGUUCCUCGUCUACUUCGCCGGCCUCGUCAUCCACGGCAUCGCCGGGCUGGUGCGUGGGCAGACGGAGCAGAGCACGGCAGAGGUGCCCCCCUACGACUGCGCCGAGUACCUCACACAGCGGGAGCACAACUGCACCCACAGCUGCUGCAAAGACCCCGAGUUCGGGAGCAUCCCUGCCGAGUCCUGGAAGUGGGUUCUGGCCCCCAUCAUCCUCUAUGUCUUUGAGCAGCUCCUGCGGGUCUGGCGUGCGCAGCAGAAGGUGGUUGUCAAAAAGGUGGUCAUGCACCCUGCCCGCGUGCUGGAGCUGCAGAUGCAGAAGAAGGGCUUCUGCAUGGAGGUGGGGCAGUACAUCUUUGUCAACUGCCCCGCCAUCUCUGCGCUGGAGUGGCACCCCUUCACCCUCACCUCUGCGCCUGAGGAGGACUUCUUCUCCAUCCACAUCCGGGCAGCCGGCGACUGGACGGAGCGUCUCAUCAACACCUUCCAGCUGGAAACGCCCAGGGUCGAGGUGGAUGGUCCCUUUGGCACAGCCAGUGAGGACGUGUUCCAGUACGAGGUGGCCAUGCUGGUUGGAGCGGGCAUCGGUGUCACCCCCUUCGCCUCCAUCCUCAAGUCCAUCUGGUACAAGUUCCAGCAGGGUGACCAGACCCUCAAGACCAAGAAGAUCUAUUUCUACUGGCUGUGCCGGGACACGGGAGCCUUUGCCUGGUUCAACGACCUGCUUGCCUCCCUGGAGCAGAAGAUGGCUGAGUCGGGCAAGGCUGACUUCCUCACCUACCGCCUCUUCCUCACUGGCUGGGACAGCAGCAUUGCCAACAACGUGGCACUGCACUUUGACACCGCUACGGACACAGUGACGGGCCUCAGGCACAAAACCAUCUUCGGGCGGCCCAUGUGGAACACGGAGUUUGCAGCAGUGGCUGCAGCCCACCCCAGGUCAGUGGUCGGUGUGUUCCUCUGUGGGCCACAGGCCCUGGCAAAGAGCCUGCAGAAGUCUUGUCACCAACACUCCAGCCUGGACCCCAGGAAGGUCAAAUUCUACUUCAACAAGGAAAACUUUUAAGUGGGCAGGGACCCUGACUGUACUGCCUCAAGCCUUUCCAAAGCAAGGCCAGGGAGAAGCACCUGUGCAUGCACUGAAGCCAAGCUGGACACAGCAAGGUACUCCAUCUCCAUGAGAAAUUCCAGGUUCAAAGACUGCCUGUCCUGGUGUUCAGGGGUCCUCAUGGAGCAGUGGGCCUGUGGCUCCACCCAGCCCCUCACUGCAAAGCAGAGCCACAUUCUGUGAUGCUGCUGGAGCAGCAGGAAGCCGUGGGAGCCCAGCAGGUUGGGCAGAACCACUGGAUGGGGAUGGGACAUGGGCAACCCUGCAGGUGUCAGGGGCCAAACGUGCC